Messenger RNA from Paramisgurnus dabryanus, 1379 nucleotides. The record is from RefSeq and is a predicted model, not a curated record. NCBI's taxonomy places the organism in Eukaryota, Metazoa, Chordata, Actinopteri, Cypriniformes, Cobitidae.
AUGGUGUCAGUACGGACGUCCCGGAUCUCACGUCAAGUUGUAUCCUGUUCUGUGACUUCUACUGCUACAGAGAAGGUUCAAACCUGUUCGCCUGAUUCGCCUGGUUCGCCUGAUUCCCCCGAGUCGCCUGGUUCACCUGAUUCCCCCGAGUCGCCUGGUUCACCUGAUUCCCCCGAGUCGCCUGGUUCACCUGAUUCCCCCGAGUCGCCUGGUUCACCUGAUUCACCCGAGUCGCCUGGUUCACCUGAUUCACCCGAGUCGUCUGGUUCACCUGAUUCACCCGAGUCGCCUGGUUCACCUGAUUCACCCGAGUCGUCUGGUUCACCUGAUUCACCCGAGUCGUCUGGUUCACCUGAUUCACCCGAGUCGUCUGGUUCACCUGAUUCACCCGAGUCGUCUGGUUCACCUGAUUCACCCGAGUCGUCUGGUUCACCUGAUUCACCCGAGUCGUCUGGUUCACCUGAUUCACCCGAGUCGUCUGGUUCACCUGAUUCACCCGAGUCGUCUGGUUCACCUGAUUCACCCGAGUCGUCUGGUUCACCUGAUUCACCCGAGUCGUCUGGUUCACCUGAUUCACCCGAGUCGUCUGGUUCACCUGAUUCACCCGAGUCGUCUGGUUCACCUGAUUCACCCGAGUCGUCUGGUUCACCUGAUUCACCCGAGUCGUCUGGUUCACCUGAUUCACCUGAUUCACCUUCACGUCCUGUCCAGUUGGAGGGUCUAAAGCACCUUCAUCACCACCCUGGUCAGCGGAAGCUUCUCCAAGUUUUUUUGGGGGACACAGGAGGGAGGCAGAGGACACCGAGGAGGAGGCUGAGGUGUUCCCAGAUCCCAGCCUGCCUCACGACCCUGGUCCAUUUCUGCCCCAUGACCAAGUUCCACGUCUGCCCCAUGGCCCAGUUCCACGUCUGCCCCAUGACCCAGUUCCACAUCUGCCCCAUGGCCCAGUUCCAUGUCUGCCCCAUGGCCCAGUUCCAUGUCUGCCCCAUGACCCAGUUCCACGUCUGCCCCAUGACCCAGUUCCACGUCUGCCCCAUGACCCAGUUCCACGUCUGCCCCAUGACCCAGGUCCAAGCCUGCCCCAUGACCCAGGUCCAAGCCUGCCCCAUGACCCAGGUCCAAGCCUGCCCCAUGACCCAGGUCCAAGCUGCCCCAUGACCCAGGACCACGCCUGUCCCUUGACCCUGGACCGUCCUGGCCACACGACCCAGGACCGCCUCUGUCCUCUAGACUACCCCGCCUCAGCCAAAAGGUCCUUUGGGCUCCAAAGAGACAUAAGCCCUUAUCACACAGAGAUUACAGAAAAUACACAGAUACACAAAUACACAAAAUGGCAGGUUCAUCCACACUGCCAAUUAUUUUCUGAAAAAUGUGCGUGC